Molecule: messenger RNA, 1221 nt
Organism: Coccidioides posadasii C735 delta SOWgp
Lineage: Eukaryota; Fungi; Ascomycota; Eurotiomycetes; Onygenales; Onygenaceae
Source: RefSeq, a predicted model, not a curated record
AUGUCGUCCGAUCUGGUGCCCGAGACGCGGGUGCUGGCCAUCGCAAGCCAUCUUGUCCGUCUGCCCAUCUGUCUUUGGUGCUUGUUACGCAGGACUUCUAACCUGCAACCUGAAUCACACAGAUACGUGGGGAAUACAAUGGCAACUUUCGUAAUGCAGUCGUUGGGAUGCGAAGUCGCUGCACUAAACACCCGCUUCGCAGGCAACCACACGGGAUACGGACAGGUCAAAGGCGCGAAGACAUCCGCCGAAGGGAUCACUUGUCUGUAUGAUGGUCUGCGUCAAAGCUAUCUGACGGACUUUGACGUUUUGCUUACCGGCUAUGCACCGAGUGCAACCGCGAUCGAGGCCAUUGGCGCGAUCGCAAUGGACCUGAGGCAAAGGUCUCUCAAAAGACCCGGGUCAUUCUUUUGGGUACUCGAUCCGGUGAUGGGAGAUCAGGGACGGAUAUAUGUUAAUGAAGAUGUGGUACCUGCCUAUAAAAAUCUCGUCCCGCUUGCGGACUUGAUAUUGCCGAAUCAAUUUGAGGCCGAGCUUCUUUCUGGGAUCAAGAUCACAUCAUUGGCGAACCUCAUGGAUGCCGUUGCAGCGAUUCACCGCAACUACACCGUCCCACAUAUCAUUGUUACCUCAGUACAGCUUCCCGGCACCCUAUCUGCUUCAUCAUCAACGGUGUCUUUAGCGACCGCAGACGACUCUGUCUGCACUCAUGAUACCCGACUAAAUACACUCGUAGUGGUUGGUUCUACCAUGAAGACUGACGGUUCUGCCCGCCUCUUUAAGGUGGAUGUGCCGCUUAUGGACUGCUUUUUUAGCGGGACAGGCGAUAUGUUUGCGGCGCUGAUGGUUGCAAGGCUGCGGGAAGCUGUCUUUGCCGCGGAGCCCAUGUCGCCCCCAUUACAUGAAUUGCGUUCCUGGGUAUCGCCUGAUCACGUUCCGGCCACACAGCUACCUCUCGCCAAAGCGACCGAAAAGGUCCUUGCCAGCAUGAACGCCAUUUUGGAAAAGACCAUGAUAGCUAGAAGCGAAGAACUAGAAAGGUACUCGGAAACUGAAGAAGAUACUACGUUUGCAGAGUUACCAGAAGCUGAACGCAAAACUGCUCUUGCAAAGAGAGAGCGUCUGCGUCGGACGAAAGCUGCGGAGAUCAGGCUUGUACGCAAUGUCGACCUGUUGAAACAUCCCGAAAUCAAAUAUUUUGCGGAAGAAUGGUGUCUAUGA